AUGCCAAAGCAGGUGUCACUUGUGUCACGUGGGCCAAAACAGACUGAGCAGCAGCGACAGUGUGAAGAGGAAGAACAUAAAUGUCAUUAUGUUGCCCUGGAGUCAUUACUGGUGAAGCAUCCAUUAAAAAACACCUGGACGAUGUGGUAUUAUAAGGUUAAAAGUAGCAAUGUUUGGAUGGAAUGUCAUACAGAAAUAGCCAGCUUUAACACUGUUGAGGACUUUUGGGCAGUGUAUCAUCACUUAAAUCUACCUUCAGAGAUUGAAAGAGGUUCUGGUUACUCAAUGUUUAGAAAGGGAAUCAAACCCAUGUGGGAAGAUAGCCACAAUUGGAAUGGAGGUCGCUGGCUUUUCACCAUACAAGAAUCAAAUGAGUGUCAAAAACUAGAUGAUAUAUGGAUGGAAAUGCAGAUUGAUGAAGAAAGGGACUUUGUAGUCAGAAUCCUUCAACCACUGAAAGUUGCACAACAAGAGGGAGCUGCAGUAAAAAAGAAACCAACCAAACACUAA
Messenger RNA from Procambarus clarkii (red swamp crayfish), 510 nucleotides. NCBI's taxonomy places the organism in Eukaryota, Metazoa, Arthropoda, Malacostraca, Decapoda, Cambaridae. The record is from RefSeq and is a predicted model, not a curated record.